This is a messenger RNA of Fusarium sp. VM40, 1380 nucleotides long. Lineage: Eukaryota; Fungi; Ascomycota; Sordariomycetes; Hypocreales; Nectriaceae. The record is from the annotation of a GenBank genome assembly.
AUGCCUGGCACAGAGAAUAUUGCUGGCGUUCAUUGGCGGUCCAAGUCGACCUUUAUUCUUACUACCGUGGCCUUCUGCCUAUUCACAGAUCUUUUCCUCUAUGCACUUGUGGUACCUAUACUUCCAUUCCUUCUGCAGGACAGACUCGGUCUUCCGGCCGAAGAUGUUCAGCCUUACACAUCGGGUCUACUUGCAGCAUACUCAGGAGCUUCGGUCUUGUUCUCAAUUCCUUCUGGGUGGAUUGCCGACAGGUACAGCUCGCGUAAGCCCACUUUCCUCGCUGGCUGGGUCUUUUUAGUUGCCGGCACUGCUCUGUUUGUCAUCGGCCAAAGCUUCACCAUCUUACUUCUUGCUCGAAUACUCCAGGGUAUGGCUGCCGCUGUCGUUUGGACUGUCGGGCUAGCCAUAGUUCAGGACAGUGUAGGCUCAGGCAAGCUGGGCCAGGCUAUUGGAGCUAUCUUCUCUGUUGUCACCACAGGUGAACUGAUAGCUCCAGCUUUGGGAGGUGUCCUGUAUGAUGCCGCUGGUAUGGAUGCAGUAUUCUGGCUCUCAGCAGCAACUCUUUCCAUUGAAUUGAUCUUGCUGUUACUUGUUGUUGAAUCCAAGACCUUGGUAGUAGAGCAGACCUGCCGUGCUCAGGACCAUGACGCAGAGUCAUCGCAAGCCAACGAAGAGACUCGCUUGCUACCAGCUAUACCUGAUGAUAAGUAUAGGAUUGAAGGGGAGGUUAGCAGUAUUAUUCGAGCACUUCCCAUUCUGUACUGCUUCCGUGAAACUAGGCUUCUUGUAGCUUUGGGUCUUACUGCCGUGCAAGGCUCCAUUCUUGGGGCUUUUGAUGCUACUAUACCGACAGAAGCGGCUGCUUUAUUUCACUUCUCCUCCUUUAAAGCUGGUCUUCUUUUCACGGCUCUCAUACUUCCCUACAUUGGUCUCGGUCCAGUGGCAGGUAUGGCCGCUGAUAAGUAUGGUACAAAGCUGGUGGCGACAUAUGGGUAUGCCCUCAUGACACCUUCUUUAGCCUUACUCGGUAUCCCUUCGCGAAGCUUUCUACCUGGCGUGGGUAACCUGGUACUGUUCUGUGUCAUCUUGAUGUUUAAUGGUGUUUCGCUCGGCAUUGUCAGCUCGCCAAGCUUUGUUGAUGCCAGUGAUCUCACUUCCAAAUAUGAGGCAGCAAACCCUGGAUUCUUUGGGGACAGUGGCCCAUAUGCUCAGAUCUUUGGCUUUAAUUCUCUUUGUUUCUUUCUUGGUCUUACUAUCGGCCCACUUGCGGGAGGGGCGAUAAGGGAUGCAUUUGGUUAUGAAUACAUGGGCCCUGCCUUUGCCCUGAUGUCUGGCAUUUCUGCUGUACUGGCACAUGCUUACAUUGGCCAAACACUUUAA